AUGGCUUCAGGACAGACCCUCGGAUUCAUUGGAUGCGGUAACAUGGGAGGCGCCGUCCUAAACGGCCUCCUAAACAGCGCAUUCUCAAGCAAAGACACCUCAACCACGCCUAAGCCAAUAACCCGCUUCAUCGCCUGCACAAAAACAGCCAACUCAGCAUCCCGCCUCCAGAAGACAAUCGCACCAGAGCACCAAGAACUAAUCAAAGUCGUCUCCGACAAAACUGUGCAAACAAUGCAAGAAUCCGAGAUAAUAAUCCUCGGCUGCAAGCCCUUCAUGGCCGAAGCCGUUCUAGGCGAAGAAGGCGUCCGCGACGCCCUCGCCGGAAAACUAGUCAUCAGCAUGCUCGCAGGCCCAACAUGCCCAGCCCUAACCCGUCUCAUCAACCCAGACAACCUCGCGGAUUCCCCGCACCUCAUGAAAGCCAUCCCGAACAUGGGCGCGCAGUUCGGGCAGUCGAUGACGAUCAUUGAGACUCCUGCGCCGACGAUCCCGCAAGCCAUGGUUGAGACCACGGAGUGGAUUUUCAAGCAUGUCGGUGCGGUUAAGUACCUAGGUCCUGAGCAGAUUGGGCUAGCGACUGUGCUUGUUGGUGCGACGAUGGCGACGUUGACAUUGCCGAUUGAGGGGUUGUUGGAUGGGUGUGUUGCGGAGGGAUUUAAGAGGGCUGAUGCGAUGGAGUUGGUUUUGCAGGGAAUCAGGGGGUUGUCGGCUGUUUUGGAGUCUGGACAGCAUCCUGCCGUUGUUAGGGAGAGUAUUUCUUCACCGAGGGGGUGUACUAUUCAGACGCUUUUGAGUCUUGAGAAGGCCGGGACGAGGUCGGAUUUUGCAGAGGCUAUUGUUAGGGGGAAUACGCAUUUGAAGGAGAAGAUGUAG
Molecule: messenger RNA, 876 nt
Organism: Penicillium vulpinum
Lineage: Eukaryota; Fungi; Ascomycota; Eurotiomycetes; Eurotiales; Aspergillaceae
Product: pyrroline-5-carboxylate reductase
Exons: 2
Coding region: 1-876 (291 amino acids)
Biological process (GO): L-proline biosynthetic process
Molecular function (GO): pyrroline-5-carboxylate reductase activity
Source: RefSeq, a predicted model, not a curated record